CUCAGCAGCACGCACGACCUCGAGAUAAGCCCAAGGAAUGGGUUUGCUUUCGAUUUUAGAACUUUGAAAGCAAGGAGAGCAUCGGGGCAAUUAGUGCCUCCAUCACGACCGGGGGCACGGUGGGCAUGCCAAUCCCUGCACCAUCCCCACAUCACCUUGGAGACACUUCUUGUGCAGCUCUCGCUCAGCGUGCGAUUGUUAGGCGGCGCUGGUGUUGUUACCGCUGGGCGUCUGUUCUGGUGCAGGGGGAGAGGGAGGGGAGCAACGUGGUCAGCGUGUAGUAGCGAUGGUAGUGGUGGGGCUGGUAGCCACACACACUCAGUCAGUCAGCCAAGGAGCAUCGGGGAGGGGGAAGGUGCCUCGCUACUCACUUCUCGCCUCCUCCCAUCGCGUGCCGGGUGUAGUGCGUGGCCCAGAUGUGUGCCCAGACAUGUGGCCCUGUGUACGCCCGGUAGCUCAGUGGUUAGAGCGCUGGCUUCACAAGCCAAGCCAGAGGACCGGGGUUCGAUUCUCCGGCCGGGUGGAGAUAUUUGGGUGUGUCUCCUUUCACGUGUAGCCCCUGUUCACCUAGCAUGUCCGCUGCGAGCAUUGAGGUGCGAGUGUCGCCAAUGAGUGAGUGACGCUACUCUGCCGCUAUGAGGAUGUUCAAGUUUUUCGAGGGCGGCUCCUUGUCCCGGAGCAAAGACUCUGUACCGGUGGGUGGCAGGGAAGGUGCCGCCGCGGGUUUGGCGUCCAGCUGGGAAAGCUCAGGAGGGAGAGGGUCGGGCCUUGCGCGAAGCAUUUCCUCUCUAAAACUCGGGAGGUCGGGCCACCGCGGUGACAGAGGGAGUCAGGAGGAAGGCGUGGACCGCAGGCUUGACAAGCGGCUGUCAGUGAAGUCCUCAGCCUCGGGCAAGGGCGGUCCCGCCCUCCGUCGCAGCAACACCCUGCCCUCCAAACGCAGAGUGUCAGGUUUCUCACAUCCUCACCGCGAUGAAGUGAUCUCGGGGCGUGAGUCCCGCACUAGUCACGAGGGAGGCAGCACCACUACGGAGGGCAGUCGUUUCGCUGACACCUUGAGGAGGCUCAGUAGGAGGGUGACCGGCAAGAGAGGUCACUCGAGGCACACUGACGAGGAGCUGUCCCGAGGGUCGUCAGUGUGCACGCUGCGCCACGAGGACCAUGAGUUUCCCUCUCACUACCUCAGCGUGUCGGAGGUCGCCACCUCGGAGCUGGUGUCUCCUGACGUCUCGCUGAUGGAUCUGGGCUCCAUCGACGCAACACCCACCAUCAGCCCCUUCGGGAGCCAAGGCCUGGCCUUUCCUCGCCAGGCGUCGCUGGGCUCCCUCAAACACGUUCGUUCCCACGCCCACACUCUCUCUCCUGAUCUCAGCGCCCUCUGUCACAUCCUGGCCAAGUUCAGGGACCCCAGAGGAUGUCCUCAGCAUGAGAUCUACGAGAACGUGAGCCCAGGCCACAGCAGCGAUCUGCUUGGCACCAAUGGCCUACGGCCCCACAGCCCUGCCUCCAGCCUCACCUCCUCGGCACGUGGGGAGAAGGGGUCAGGGGUCAACGGCCGCCAAGAGGUUGGGGCACAGGGUCACGCGUGCCCCAGCUGUCAAGUGUCCUUCCUGACAACCCUGCAGCUGCUGGACCACUGGGCCACCUUCCACACACACGACGACCUCCACACGCUCCCUCCGCGACCCCACUACGGCGGCCAUGCGCUGGAAGAGCGGGACAAGAGCACUCACCUCCUGCCUGGGCCUCGGGAGGGAACACUGAAGGAAAUCACAUCGAGCCAGCAGCAGCAGCAGCAACAGCAGCAGGAGGACCCCACCAGCUCCCAGCCGAGCACAGUGGAGACCCAGCGCCAUGUGUUCAAGGUCAAGAAGAUCAAAAAGGCGCGGGCGUGUCAGGUGUGCCAUCAGCCCGUGGUCAAGAUUGGUUCCUGCUGCCGAGUAUGCAAGUACUUGGUGCAUAAGGCGUGCGAACCCAAGGUACGGUAAUAGAGUGAACACGUACGAGGCUGCAUGUAUGGUUGUGAGUACUAGAUUGAUUACUAUUGCAA
This is a messenger RNA of Portunus trituberculatus (swimming crab), 2050 nucleotides long. RefSeq lists its product as uncharacterized. Bases 636 to 1988 code for a protein of 450 amino acids. NCBI's taxonomy places the organism in Eukaryota, Metazoa, Arthropoda, Malacostraca, Decapoda, Portunidae. The record is from RefSeq and is a predicted model, not a curated record. The transcript is spliced from 5 exons.